This is a messenger RNA of Zeugodacus cucurbitae (melon fly), 400 nucleotides long. It is a transcript of the gene mRpL33, whose product is annotated as 39S ribosomal protein L33, mitochondrial. The record is from RefSeq and is a predicted model, not a curated record. The transcript has 3 exons. Gene Ontology annotation, biological process: translation. NCBI's taxonomy places the organism in Eukaryota, Metazoa, Arthropoda, Insecta, Diptera, Tephritidae. Gene Ontology annotation, cellular component: mitochondrion. Bases 120 to 314 code for a protein of 64 amino acids.
UACGCAUGAAAAGCACACAGCUGUUUUUGACAAUUGUAGAAUUCAUUUGCGUUUGAGUUGCACAAUAUUUCUUAUUAUUAUAGAAUUUUUUGUAAAUUUCUAUUAGAAAUAGUGCAAAAAUGCGUCUAACUGAGGUUUUAUUCAAGAAAGUUAAAAGCAAACGCAUCAUGGUGCUGAUGGAGAGCGUGGUUAGUGGUCAUCAGUUCAACAUGUUCCGUGAUCGUUUAGCGGAUAAAUUGGAAUUGCUGCGUUUCGAUCCAUACAUACAAAAGGAGUCCAUCUACCGCGAACGCAAGCGUAUACGCAGCGCUUAGGCUAAGUGGUUAUAGUGCUUUAUUGUUCAAAUUAAUUCAUAAUUUAAUAUAUAUAAAAUAUAAUAAAAGUGUGUUAUACAUUGCAA